Molecule: messenger RNA, 1833 nt
Organism: Daucus carota subsp. sativus
Lineage: Eukaryota; Viridiplantae; Streptophyta; Magnoliopsida; Apiales; Apiaceae
Product: protein JINGUBANG
Exons: 1
Coding region: 235-1611 (458 amino acids)
Molecular function (GO): protein binding
Source: RefSeq, a predicted model, not a curated record
ACUGCCACACACAUGACACAACACACGACUAUCCUAUUACUCUGAUAUUUCAAACCCCAAAAUCCUUCUAUGCCUCUCUCGCCUUUGGCAUCCUUUGUUCUACGAUAACUCACCAAUUUUCUCUCUUCUCCCCCGGCCUCCCACAGCUUUUUCUUUCAACAUCUUCGAAAUCAUUUCUUGUGAACUUGUUUAGGGGAGAACAUACAGUGUUUAUUAUCCAGUUCCGAAAAUAAGAUGAGAGAAGACAAAGGAAGGCUGACUAGUGUGAGGUUGGGAGGAGUGUCUCUCUCGCCUUUAAAAUUAGGCAACAUGAUGCAUUUGGAUGCCAACAUUUCUCUCGCCACCACCAAAAUCGACGAUGAUUUCUCUGACACGAAAGGCGGUUUCGGUGCCUAUGAGCAAGCCCGGUUAAGCGGGGAAGGCUCCCCCAUCAUGAUGUCGCCUUGGAACCAUAAUUCGCCUUUCACUCCUUGGUCCAACUUUGCUGCAGUCCAGAAUCCAGAUGUGCCCCAAACAAAACCUCCUCAAAUUGCACUCACGGGCUCCCUUGUCCGCGAAGAAGGUCACAUUUACUCGCUUGCAGCCACUCGUGAUCUCUUGUACACAGGCUCCGACAGCAAGAACAUUAGAGUCUGGAAGAGUUUGAAAGAGUUCUCGGCUUUUAAGUGCAACAGUGGCCUGGUUAAGGCCAUUAUUAUCUGCGGUGACAAGAUCUUCACAGGUCAUCAAGAUGGCAAGGUCCGGGUCUGGAAAGUCCAGGCUAGGAAUCCUAACGUCCACAGACUCUCUGGCACAUUACCCACCCUUAUGGACAUCUUCAGAUGCUCAAUCAAGCCCAAGAACUACGUGGAGGUGAAGCGGAACAAGACUUCUGUUUGGAUCAAACAUGGCGAUGCCAUUUCUUCGCUGAGCAUGAACCAGGAAAAAGGCCUUCUCUACUCUGCUUCAUGGGACAGGACAUUCAAGGUAUGGAAAGUAGACAAUUCUAAGUGCCUUGAAUCCGUGAAAGCCCACGAAGACGCUGUCAAUUCUAUUGUCACUGGAGCGAAUGACACGGUCUUCACCGGCUCAGCGGAUGGGAGUGUCAAGGUGUGGAGAAGGGAAGCAUAUAAAAAAGGCACAAAACACAUUUUUGUACAAACACUCCUGAGUCAAGAGUGUGCUGUAACUUCUUUAGCUUUCAAUGAAACAACUUCGGUUCUGUACUGCGGUUCUUCAGACGGCGUGCUAAACUUUUGGCAUUGCGAGAAACAUUUGUCACAUGGCGGAGUCCUUAAGGGACACAGGUUAGCUGUUUUGUGUCUUGCAGCUGCUGGAAACUUGGUGCUGAGUGGCUCAGCAGACAAGACAAUUUGUGUGUGGAAGAAAUUGGAGGGUUCAGCUCACACUCGCCUCUCCGUCUUAACGGGUCACACCGGACCUGUUAAAUGUUUAGCGGUUGAGAAGGAUGAGGCCAUAUCCGAAACAGAUGAUCAGCAAUGGGUAGUUUAUAGUGGGAGUUUAGACAAGUCGGUCAAAGUAUGGAGUGUAUCAGAGCAAUCUCCUGAGUUGAGUGAGAUGCAGCAACAUGGAGUUUCUAGAUGGGGGGCCAUUCCAUCUGCAAAAUAUUGAAAUCCAUAUUGAAAUCCUUGAGGUCCAUUAUGCUUGUGAAUUGUGAAUUGUGAUUGCGAUUUCAAUUGGUGGUCCAUGGAUGUGAGAUGGGCUCGCUUAGCUAGGAGUAGACUGUAGAGUACGUAAGGAAUAAUAUUCUCCUUUUGUGGCCUAUUAUUAUUCACAAUAUUGUGUAUGGUAUUCACACCAAAUGCCAAUCAACGAUGCUUAUUAUUUUUAUAA